Corylus avellana is the source of this 840-nucleotide messenger RNA. Its product is annotated as benzyl alcohol O-benzoyltransferase-like. The record is from RefSeq and is a predicted model, not a curated record. Lineage: Eukaryota; Viridiplantae; Streptophyta; Magnoliopsida; Fagales; Betulaceae.
AUGCAUGGGAAAGACCCAGUCAAAGUCAUCAGAGAGGCACUUGCACAAACGCUAGUGUUUUACUACCCCUUUGCCGGCAGGCUCAGGGAAGGGCCUGGCCGUAAGCUUUUUGUAGAGUGUACCGGCGAGGGUGUUAUGUUUAUCGAGGCCGAUGCUGAUGUUACUCUUGAGCAGUUUGGUGAUGCUCAUCUUCAACCCCCAUUUCCAUGUAUGGAGGAGCUCCUUUUUGAUGUUCCCGGCUCUGGAGGGAUCCUUAAUUGCCCAUUAUUGCUUAUUCAGGUGACACGUCUCAAGUGUGGUGGAUUCAUCUUUGCCCUACGCCUUAACCACACAAUGAGUGAUGCUACUGGGCUGGUUCAGUUCAUGAUGGCUAUGGCCGAGAUGGCACAUGGUGCACGUGCUCCAUCUAUCCAACCCGUGUGGCAAAGGCACCUUCUCAAUGCGAGAGACCCAACAAGCGUGACGUGCACACAUCGAGAGUAUGACGAAGUGGCCGCCACCUUCCUCUCACUUGACGACAUGGCUCACCGCUCCUUCUUCUUCGGCCCUAUUGAGGUGUCUACCCUCCGUAGAUUCAUGCCACGUCACCUGAGCCAAUGCUCCACAUUCGAGAUAAUCACCGCCUGCCUUUGGCGUUGUCGUACCAUAGCGCUACAAUACGAUCGUGACGAGGAGGUGCGCGUGAUGUGCAUUGUAAAUGCACGCAGCAAAUUGAACCCUCCGUUACCGACUGGUUACUAUGGUAAUGUUUUCGUGUACCCCGCAGCGGUAACAACCUCUGGGAAGCUAUGUGAGAAUCCAUUAGGUUACGCUGUAGAAUUGGUGAAGAAGGCGAAAAAG